CCACUCCUCUGCCUUCUAUCCUCGCUUCCACCAUCAGCCAGCUGCACACCUCCUUCAUCCGCUACUAAACGACAGUGGCCAACGCAUAGAGCCAAGGCUCGGGCACGUUAGUGUGCAUCUACGUGCUUUCCAGUGCAAUCUACAUCUGUCUUUCCCAAGUUCUUUCUCCUAAUCGCCCUCUUAUUCACAUAAAAAGUCGAUCGACAUGGACGGCAUUCUCGAUUUUGAACACGAGUUUGACGUCAACCUAUUCGAUCGGGUCAUCUAUGCACUCUUCAACGGCUCUGGUGCUGAGCAAGCUGAAGCACAGAGAGUGCUGACUCUCUUCCAGGAGCACCCCAGCGCUUGGCAGCGUGUACCGUACAUUCUCUCAACAACCACAAACCAACAUGCCCAGUAUCUGUGCUGCAACAUUCUCGACAAGCUUAUCCAAACUCGUUGGAAGGCACUGUCUGUAGAGCACCGACAAGAUAUUCGGAGCUUCAUCACAACCGUUAUCAUCGCUACCUCAGAAUCCGAGGAGAAGCUUCGCCGAGAACGUUUAUAUCUGCACAAGCUCAAUUUGUUGCUUGUCCAGAUCCUCAAGCAAGACUGGCCAAAAGACUGGCCCGACUUCCUCCCCAUGAUUGUUCAGUCCUCGCGACAAAACUUAAACAUGUGCGAGAACAACAUGCAAAUUCUUCGCCUGCUCAGUGAGGAGAUCUUCGAUUAUUCUGCCGAGCAAAUGACACAGCAAAAAACUCGAAAUCUCAAGCAACAGAUGUGCGGCGAGUUUGGCCAGAUAUUCGAGUUGUGCCAAGAAGUGCUACAACGCUCGACGAAGGGGAGUCUCGUCCGGGCGACCUUAGAGACACUACUUCGCUUCCUUAAUUGGAUACCCCUUGGGUACAUUUUCGAGACCCAACUCAUCGAUUCCCUUAUCACCCGGUUUUUGGAAGUUCCCGAAUUCCGUAAUAUCACUUUGAAGUGCCUGAGCGAGAUCGCUGGCCUUCACAUUACAGCCGAAUACAAUCGGCACUUCGUUCAUCUGUUCACUCAGACAAUGUCGUCUAUGAACCGAAUGAUACCUCCCACUACCGAUAUUGCUGCAGCUUAUUCUACUUCUACCGACGCGGGGCAGGACCUUGUUUUCAACUUCACUCAGUUCCUGACCGGCUACCUCACUGCUCAUGGGCGACUGUUGGAAAAUCCCGAGAAUGCGGCUGUCCUCACGAAUGCACAUGGUUAUCUCAUCAAGCUGUCACAGGUGGACGAACGUGAGGUCUUCAAGAUGUGCCUGGAAUACUGGGGCAAACUUGUCAGUGAACUAUACGACGAGAUGACUGCUCUGCCUCUUCGUGACGGCACUGCGGCUUUCGGCGCGCUCAGCUUGGGUGGUCCUCCUGUUAUUGGCCAGAUUAGUGGUCGCAGAGCCCUCUACGACCAAAUCCUAUCGCAGCUCCGCCUUGUGAUGAUUGAAAAGAUGGUCAAGCCGGAGGAAGUUCUCAUCGUAGAGAACGAAGAAGGCGAAAUCGUCCGCGAAGUCAUGAAGGAGACGGACACCAUUGCACUGUAUAAAUCAAUUCGAGAGGUGCUCAUCUACCUCACUCACUUGGACGUCAUGGAUACCGAGAAUGUCCUGACCGAGAAGCUCGCGAAGCAGGUAGAUGGUAGCGAGUGGUCGUGGAACAAUCUGAAUACACUCUGCUGGGCUAUAGGCUCUAUCUCUGGAUCGAUGGACGAGGAGACUGAAAAACGGUUCUUGGUGACUGUCAUCAAGGACUUGCUUGGCUUGUGCGAAAUGAAGCGUGGCAAGGACAACAAGGCCGUCGUCGCGUCGAACAUCAUGUACAUCGUCGGCCAAUAUCCUCGCUUCCUUAAGGCACACUGGAAGUUCUUGAAGACGGUGGUCAACAAGUUGUUUGAAUUCAUGCACGAGAUGCAUGAAGGCGUCCAGGAGAUGGCCUGCGACACGUUUAUCAAGAUCGCACAAAAGUGCCGCAGGCAUUUCAUCCUGCAGCAGCCAGGCGAGACAGAGCCGUUCAUCGAUGAAAUCUUGCGCACCAUCUAUCGUAUCACGAACGAUCUCAAGGAGGCUCAGAUGCAUACUUUCUAUGAGGCAUUAGGUUACAUGAUCGCCUCCCAGCCGAAUAAAAACACGCAGGAUGCGUUGAUCCGUCAAAUGAUGGAGUCCCCGAAUCAGGCAUGGACGGGGGAGAUGCAGCUCGCGCGCCAAGGUAUCAAUAUUGUCGUUGAUCCUGAGCAUGCCAAGGUUCUGUCCAAUGUGCUCAAGACGAACGUGGCUGUCUGCGUGUCCCUCGGAAGCUUCUACUGGACUCAAUUGACGUACAUCUGGAACGAUCUUCUGGCCGUCUACAGAGCUGCAAGCUCGGCAAUCAGUGAGGCGGUCGCCACAGGCGGACCUCAAGCCGUCCAUAUGCAGAAUGUCCGUACGUGCCGUACGGUGAAGAAGGACGUCUUGCGCUUGAUCGACACUUUCAUUCGCAAGGCUGAGGACCUGGACCAGGUCAAUCGGACUCUUGUCCCUCAACUGUUCGAGGCCGUCCUCUCUGAUUAUCGCGAGGUUCUCCCCGCUGCUAGGGACGCCGAAGUGAUCAACGUUGUGCACACCGUAGUGUCUCGUCUUGGGAACGGUGCUGUGGACUACAUCCCAGGUAUUAUUGAAUCUAUUUUCGAGCCGACUCUCGCCAUGAUCAGCGAAAAUGAAACGGAUUUCCCCGAACAGCGCCUGGCCGUGUUCAAGCUGCUGCGGGCAAUCGAUGCCUACAGCUUCGAGGGUCUGCUCAAGCUACAGCCGAGCAGCCUGUACAAUGUUCUCAACAGUAUUGGCUUUGCCUUCAAGCAUAUGCAGAGAGAUGUUGCCGAGGUCGGCCUUUCGAUUUGUCUUGAUGCCAUCAACAACUUUUCUGGUGCUUCUGCCGACAUCUCCAACGCGUUCUUCACGAGCUACUACAUGACUAUUCUCGGUGACAUUCUGCAAGUGCUGAGCGACUCAGACCACAAGAGCGGGUUCAAGGGCCAAUGUGGUGUUCUGCAGCGGCUGAUUCAGCUCGUCAUUGCUAAUGAAAUCCACACACCACUGUUCGACUCUUCUCAGAUCCCUGCCAAGACCAACGAAGAGUUUGUUCGCAAUCAGCUGACGACGAUGCUCAAGUCUGCGUUCGGCCACAUGUCACCGAUACAGAUUGAACAAUUCGUCCAGAAUCUGUGGGAUUUCAGCGCAGACGGCGCGCGGUUCAAGCUCGCAGUGCGCGACUUUUUGAUCACGCUUAAGGAAUUUGCAGGCGACAAUGCUGAGCUAUACCGGGAAGACAAGGAGAUGGAGGUGCAGAAGCAGCGUGAGCUGCAGAUGCGCGUACCAGGCAUGGUCAAGAACGAUUCGAUGGACGAUGAGGAGUGAUAGAAUCAAUGUCGGAUGGGUUGACGGUCCGGAUUCGCAAGAUGGAAAGCAGAUUGAAGAAGGCCUCCCCUCUCUUACUCAUCUAUUAACGAAACGCAUCCUGCUGCAUAUCUCUAUCUCACUCUGCCUACUCGUGCCUAUGCUGCUGUAUAGCGUUUUAUUUCUUGCUAUGAUGCCGCAACUGACUCGCUAGCUCCAGAUGGUAGCUGCUACUGUAUGAAUGGACCACACGAUCGCUCUGUACACCUGUUAGUUGUCAAUGAAUGGUUU
Dacryopinax primogenitus is the source of this 3670-nucleotide messenger RNA. Its product is annotated as crm1 protein. NCBI's taxonomy places the organism in Eukaryota, Fungi, Basidiomycota, Dacrymycetes, Dacrymycetales, Dacrymycetaceae. Gene Ontology annotation, biological process: protein export from nucleus; ribosomal large subunit export from nucleus; ribosomal small subunit export from nucleus. Gene Ontology annotation, molecular function: nuclear export signal receptor activity; small GTPase binding. Gene Ontology annotation, cellular component: cytoplasm; nucleus. The record is from RefSeq and is a predicted model, not a curated record. The transcript is spliced from 13 exons. The coding region runs from base 206 to 3400 and encodes 1064 amino acids.